AUAGCCAACGCAGCAGAGUAUUCAUUUCCUCACAAGGCCUCUCUCUGCUAGAGCAACUAAGGAAGAGAGAAAGCUGGAAGCUUGCAGUUGUGAAAAUCAAAGAGAAUUGAGAAAAAUGGGUGAUCAUGGUGACUUAGAAGCAAGCUCUACACCCAUAACACCGAGACCAAAUUCCAUGGCUCACACCCCGCAAAGCUCCGCCCCCAUCACGCCUCGACAGAUGUCCAUGGCUCCCUCGCCAUACAUAACUUCAGCACCUCACUCACAGUUUCAUUCUCCGUCGAUGUCCCGGUCCCCGCUGCUCUCGACUCCGGACCAUCCUGUUCCGUCCAAGACUCCCACGGCUAAAACGCCUAGCAGGACGCCUAAUUUCAUCUCCAGGAAUAUUACCCCGCGCUUCUUGACUCCUCUGGGAAGCCCUCUGAGGAAAGCGCUGCACUUGACGAAACUCAACCCGCAGGACGCCUGGCUCCCCAUCACCGAGUCGCGAAAUGGGAACGCGUACUAUGCGGGCUUUCAUACUCUUUGCUCUGGUAUUGGAAUCCAGGCCCUUGUGCUCCCUGUUGCCUUCACUAUCCUUGGUUGGGCAUGGGGAGUCAUACUCUUAUCAAUAGCGUUCGUAUGGCAACUUUACACCCUAUACUUGCUAGUCGAACUCCACGAAGAUUUGGACAAAGGUGUUCGCUACAGCAGAUAUAUGCAAUUGGCAGCUGCUACUUUCGGGGAAAAGAUGAGCAAGUUAGUAGCCUUAUUCCCGAUCGGAUACCUAUCGAUGGGUACGUGUGUUGCACUGGUGAUCAUCGGAGGAUCCACAUGCAAAACAUUUUACCAAAUAGUAUGUGGUCCGACGUGCACCAGCAAGCCCUUAACCCCGGCUGAAUGGUAUCUGGUUUUCACAAGUGUGGCUGUAGUCCUGUCCCAGCUUCCAAACUUGAACUCUAUAGCCGGGGUGUCCCUCGUCGGUGCCAUCACAGCCGUCGGAUACUCUACUUUCAUCUGGACUGUGUCUGUGUCCGAAGGCAGAAUUCCCGGGGUCGGUUAUAACCCCGUCCUCACUGGCUCACAGAUUGAGAAGAUCUUCUCCAUUCUUAAUGCUGUUGGUAUCAUUGCUUUUGCCUUCAGGGGUCACAACCUCAUUCUCGAAAUUCAGGCUACCAUGCCCUCAGAUGAGAAGCAUCCAUCGCGUGUGCCAAUGUGGAAAGGAGUUAGAGUUUCAUAUACUAUUAUAGCAUUGUGCUUGUUCCCUCUGGCAAUUGGUGGCUACUGGGCCUAUGGACAAUUGAUUCCAACCUCAAAUGGAGGAAUCCUAACAGCUCUGUACGUGUUCCAUGGAAAAGACACAGCGCGAUGGCUUCUGGGGAUGAUCAGUUUAUUCGUGAUCAUAAAUGCCCUGAGCUCCUUCCAAAUCUACGCCAUGCCUAUGUUUGAUGACUUGGAGUCCACCUACACGACACGCUUCAAGAAGCCUUGCCCGUGGUGGCUACGUGCCAUCCUCCGCGCCAUCUUUGGCUACUUCUGCUUCUUCAUAGCCGUGGCAAUGCCCUUUGUCGCCAGUUUUGCGGGUCUAAUUGGAGGUAUCUCAUUGCCUGUCACUCUGGCUUACCCCUGUUUCAUGUGGCUUAAGAUCAAGAAGCCCAAGGCCUACGGUUUCGUGUGGUGGCUCAACUGGUUCUUGGGCAUCUUCGGAAUCUGCUUAAGUGCAUUGCUGGUGGCUGCUAGUCUCUACGUUGUCAUCGACACUGGUGUUGAAUACAGCUUCUUCAAGCCUACUUAAUUGUUUCUUAAGCGUGUAUGAUCAGCUGGUAUUUUAUUCUUCGGUUGCACUAAUGUAAAAUAGCGAGUUUGAUAUC
This is a messenger RNA of Daucus carota subsp. sativus, 1850 nucleotides long. Its product is annotated as lysine histidine transporter-like 8. NCBI's taxonomy places the organism in Eukaryota, Viridiplantae, Streptophyta, Magnoliopsida, Apiales, Apiaceae. Gene Ontology annotation, cellular component: membrane. The coding region runs from base 116 to 1774 and encodes 552 amino acids. The record is from RefSeq and is a predicted model, not a curated record. Gene Ontology annotation, biological process: amino acid transmembrane transport. Gene Ontology annotation, molecular function: amino acid transmembrane transporter activity. The transcript has 5 exons.